This is a messenger RNA of Prorocentrum cordatum, 1521 nucleotides long. The record is from the annotation of a GenBank genome assembly. Lineage: Eukaryota; Dinophyceae; Prorocentrales; Prorocentraceae.
AUGGCCAGGCUGGUGCAGGUCACCCCGGUGAGGAGGGCGUCCUUCACCGCGAACGUGGUGUCCUCCGACGGGGGGGCCGUGGGCGACGCGGGGGAGACGGUGAUCCCCGUGACGAAGCUGAAGGCGUCGGAGGAGUUCGAGAGCGCGCUGGUGGCGGAGUUGCGGGCGGGCACCCCGUUCGAGGUCGUCGAGGUGGGCAAGACGCCGAACCGCAUCAGGGUGACCACCCAGAACGGCGAGGCUGGGUGGAUCAGCAAGGCUUCGGAUCAGGGCAAGCCGAUCGUGAAGUGGGUCCGCAAGAGUCGCAACAGCUUCAACAAGGAUUGCAUCACGCACUACGCUUUAUCCCCGAGCGUGGUCCGGCUGGCUCUCACGGGCCUCUGGCAGCAGCCAGCGCCAGCCGGUGCCGGGUGCGGAUUAAUACGCAUCGAGAUCGCAUGCUUGUUCAUUGUGUGCUUCUUCCUCUCGGUGAUGAAGUGGGUGCGAUCAACAUGUUACCCACAUUGGUGGCGCAAUCGAUGCUGCAGUCUCUUGGUGUUGCUUGCGUUGUUGAUCAUGGCCAUCGGUCUCCAGAGGGUUGUUUUCACGUAUUACGCUCAUCAUGAAGAGUCUGCCGAAGCAUUCCUUAGCUGCGCAAUUCGAACGCUAUUCCUGCUCGUGCUCGUGCUCUACAUGUUUCUGGAGAUCCUGAAGGUCGUAGCGGCGAUGGCGAACUUGGAGGCGGAGUUUAUCGUGAAGACGUUCGAGGUGCUGCUGAUCUUUUUGGCCUGCCGGAGCUUGGUGGUUUUCUUGUCGCUGGGGGUGCUCAAGUUGUCUGUGAUGAUCUCUGAGAUUGGCCUGGUCUUCCUGACGCAGCCGCUCGUCUUCGUGGAGGCGCUGGGGCUGCCCUCCCUCCCCAUGGUGUUGCUGACGAUCGUGAAGCUUCUGACGUUCAUGGAACCCUGGGAAUUCGCGGAGCUGCUGACGUUUGUGGAGCUGUUGGUGAUCGCACUCUCUGCGCAGGUGACCGCGCUGCUCUCCGAGGUAGUGCUGGUCUUAUUGAUGAAGCUGCUCGUCUUCGUGAAGGUGCCGGGGCUGCCCUCCCUCCCCGUGGUGUUGAUGACGAUCGUGGCGCCUUUGGCGAUCGUGGCGCCUUUGGCGUUCGUGGAGCCGUGGAAGCUCGUAGAGCUGCCGACGCUCGUGGAGCUGCUGACGCUCGCAUUCUUCGUUUGCGGCUUUCCUGUUGAUUGCGUGCUCGUGAAGGUGUUGGGGCUGCUCUCCAUCCCCGUGGUUCUGCUGAGGAUCGUGGGGCGACUGACGUUCGUGGAGCCGUGGAAGUCCGUGGAGCUGCCGACGUUUGUGGAGCUGCUGGCUUUCGUGGAGUCGCGGACGUACGUGAAGCUGUUGCUGAGGUCCGUACUCGCCCUCGUGAAGAUGGAGGUAUCCGCGCUUGCCCCUUGGAAGGCGCUGAUCACCGACCUGUCGCUUUUCCAAGUGGUGGUGUUACGGUUUGUGGGGGCGCUGGAGGUUCUGAUGCUCUGA